UUAAUCAUUAUUAUGAUUGAGGAUGUUUUUCAGGAUGGCGAAAAACUCAAGAAUGUCUAAACUUUCAUCAAAGGAGGAUGAAUAUAUAUUUUCAUGGAAACUAUUUACAGGAUGGGACUAUAUGAUAGGCCACACAGAAACAUCUCAAAAUAGAACAGCUUCAAUUAUUUUAGGUUUUAAAGAGGCUUUACUGGAAGAAGCAGAAAAAAAUAAGGACACGAGAAAUUGGCGAAAUAUUUUGUUAAGGGUAUUAGUUAAUUUAGCUAUUCUUGGAUUGCUAGCAGCAUCUGCAUUUGCUGUUGUUCGUGUUGUUAAACGCUCAAUGGAUAUCAAAGACACAGAUUCCUGGUGGACACGGAAUGAAAUAACUGUUGUUAUGACAGCAAUAACAUUUUUCUUCCCAAUGAUUUUUGAAACGUUGGGAUUACUAGAAAACCAUCAUCCCAGGAAGCAACUCAGAAUUCAGCUGGCUAGAAUCAUGGUUUUGAAUCUCCUCAACUUGUAUUCAUUAAUAUUUGCACUAUUUGACAAAAUUAAUCACAUGACGGAAGAGCUUACUCAUAUGAAACCGUCAAAUAUAUCAUACAACAAUCUUUGCUUUAUUUCAAAUCAAAGUUACAAUUUUAUAGAAUAUCAAAGUUCCACUUUAAACAAUAUCAAAACCACUUUUUCCAAUCCAUUACCGUUGCCUUUAUUGCAAACACAGAUGUCAAAUUUGAUGGAAGAUUGUUAUAGAAUAGUCAUUGAUUGUACUAGUUCGAUAUCAAUAAAUUCUACAAUGUUGUCAACAUUAUUUUUAACAAAUAUAACAACAACGACUCUUCCUGACGUUGCAAGUAUGAAUUAUGGUCAACUUAAUCGAAAUAUUGGCUAUAGUAACGAAUCUGUUCUAACAUUAAUCAAUGAAACAUCUGAUAGCUUUUCGUCCACAACAUUCAAAAUGACAGAUGUUGAAUACGACUUCAACUAUGACGAAGAUAAUGUAGCUUAUUAUCUGGAACAAAAAAUGCGAAAUCUUCCAAAUGAUCGCUUUGAUGAUAUUCUUAUCAACAAACGAGAAAUCGAUGGGAAUGGUAACACAACAAUGACUCCAUCAGAAGAAAACCGUUUAUUGGAAUUAGUCACUCAAGUUGUUCAAACUACAAACAAUGAUGAAUUACAAACUAUGACCUACACUGAACUACAGGCGUACAUAACGGGAAAGUACGACGAUUUUCUAGAAUCAUAUUACUAUUCUGAAGAGGAAAAAGAAGUACAAGCAAAAGAAAUGUUUAACAACAAAACAUGCUUCCGUUGGGUAUGCAAAAACGUAACCGCAUCUACUACAGAAGCAGCUAAUUACUACAACGAUCGCACUACCAAAAUUCAAGAAAAAGAUUCAACUAUCAGUAAUACUAUUCAACCCACAUUGUCCACGGACAUCGAAAAGGAUGCAUUUGCCAAGAAAGAACGCAAAUUUAAAAAUGCUGAUAUACGCACCUUGUGUUGGGAGACUAUGUUUGGCCAAGAAUUAGCCAAACUAACCAUAAUGGAUUUGCUGAUGACAAUACUUUCAACUAUGAUAUUAGAUUUUUUUAGAGCUUUGUUUGUUAGAUAUUUGAAUAAUUGCUGGUGUUGGGAUCUGGAGAAAAUAUAUCCAAAGUACGGAGAUUUCAAAAUAGCUGAAAAUGUAUUGCACUUGGUGAAUAACCAAGGAAUGGUAUGGAUGGGAAUGUUUUUUUCACCGGGUCUUGCUGUUCUUAAUAUAUUGAAGUUGAUAGUAAUAAUGUAUCUUCGCUCAUGGACUGUACUUACAUGUAACGUGCCUCAUGAAGUAGUAUUUAGGGCCUCACGAUCGAACAAUUUUUAUUUCGCUCUACUUCUCACAAUGUUAUUCUUAUGCGUCCUACCCGUGAGUUACGCAAUUGUAUUUCUGGAACCAUCUUGGCAUUGUGGACCAUUUUCGAAUUCAAAACGAAUCUAUCAUCUACUCACAAAUGCUACAGAAAACAUUGUACCAGAAGUGAUUACAAAAUAUAUCGUUUCACCGGCUGCUAUUAUUCCUUUACUGGUUCUUCUUAUACUAAUUAUAUAUUACCUCAUAUCGUUAACUGGAUCAUUGCGAGAAGCAAACCAAGACCUUAAAAUGCAACUCAGGAAAGAACGCACGGAGGAAAGACGUAAAAUGUUCAAAAUCGCGUCUAGUCAAAACCAGCCCCAAGAUGACGGUAUGAAUGGAUUGUCAACAUCAUGGCAUAAAGUAUUGAACUCAACAAAAUUACGAAUCAACUCUAUGGCAAGCGAGAAUAGUGAAAACGAUAACAUAAGUUCGAAACACCGUGAAUUAAUGCAAAGAAUGAUGAAAAAAGCAUUGUUAAAAGAGCAUGGAGGUGAAAAACAUAGAUCGGUAGUCGAUAGCUCACCAGAUGGAAUGAAUGAUCUUACAUCAAUGAACCCUGUUGAUAAAAAUUACUCAAUCACAAGUAAAAUUAAGAAAACAUCGGAAUGGAUCGAUACAAAUCCUAUUAUAACAAUAAGUAAAACUUCAAGUGAUGAAUGCAUGAUAGAUUCAGAUAUUGAAGAUCUUAGUGAAAAUGUAGAUACAUGUAAAUGAAGGCAAUUUUUUGUUAAUAUAGCACAUUAUUAGAAUUUGUUUAAUAGCAUAUGUAAUAGUGUCUCGAAUACUUCUGGUAAUUCACAAAUAAAUAUAUGUCAAGUUUAAAAGUGGUGGCACGAGAAAUCA
This is a messenger RNA of Culex quinquefasciatus (southern house mosquito), 2722 nucleotides long. RefSeq names its product transmembrane channel-like protein 3. Gene Ontology annotation, cellular component: plasma membrane. The coding region runs from base 23 to 2593 and encodes 856 amino acids. The record is from RefSeq and is a predicted model, not a curated record. Gene Ontology annotation, molecular function: mechanosensitive monoatomic ion channel activity. The transcript has 5 exons. Lineage: Eukaryota; Metazoa; Arthropoda; Insecta; Diptera; Culicidae.